Rangifer tarandus platyrhynchus (Svalbard reindeer) is the source of this 570-nucleotide messenger RNA. The record is from the annotation of a GenBank genome assembly. NCBI's taxonomy places the organism in Eukaryota, Metazoa, Chordata, Mammalia, Artiodactyla, Cervidae.
AUGCGGGCCGGGCCCGGGCAGCGCCCCCUGGAGGACGGGAGGUCCAGGUCACGCUGCGGGGACGGCGGUGCGGAGUGGGGGGUGGAGGAAGGGGCGGCUCUGAACCCCAGGUCCGUCUGUCGCCCAGAAGGGGGUCUGUCGUCUGGCAGGGACUUGGCGGGGGGCUUUGAGGAGGACCUUCCCCAACCGACUUCCCCGAGGACCCCACUGUCCCGCGAUCCCGGGGACCCCGCGUGGGGCUGGGAGUGGGAGGGGGUGAGGAGCCACCCGCUGUACAUUCGGGGACCGAGACCCAGCGAGGGGACGCCCCCGGCACAAGAAUUUGCCCUAGAAGAGCCGACCACGGCUGUAACAGCCCAGGGCAAUGCGCUCGUUUUGUAUCCGGCGCCAACUGUGUGCCGCGCAGCUCACGCGGUGGCGCAAGGGCCCGAGGUCGGCCCAGCGGGGGCCCGAGGUCGGCCCAGCGGAGACCCGAGGGUCAACCAGUCAUCGCAAUCAUGUGGCCAGCGCUGCCCUAAAGCUAGGGUCCCGCGGUACUACAGCCCCUGGGGCGGCCGCACAGGUGCCUAA